CAGUGGGCAUGUUUGGCCGUUGGUACAAGCCCUACUAUCCGGACCCCAGCGACAGACCCGGCCCCGGCAACUACACUUCGUUCCAGGAGUGCGACUCUAUUCCUGCAUACCAGAUGGGCAGCGUGACAGAGGUGUGCAAAAAUGAGACCUUCUUCCGCUACUUCGAAGCACGUUCGCAGGCUGCUGUUUAUUACAACAAGACGCUUCAAAGAAUGUUCUUCCACGACAACGGGGAUUCCUAUCGCUACAAGCUUUGCUACCUAAAGCAGACCCUGACGAAUAUCAAGUACGGCUUAGCGGCUUACGACCUCGAGUUUGCUGAUGGAGAGAACACCUGUGGCCUGGGAAGCUACCACGAACUUCGAGUACUGCGAGAGUUGCUCUCAUUCUUCAACGAAAGCUACUCUAGCCCCCGCGACUUCGAGAACUGCUGGCAUGGCGUGAACGAGUCGCUUGUAGGCCAACAAGCGCGUAAGGAGAUACCCCUGCACAAGGCGAAGAGGAGAGCCUUAGUAGGACCACGUAAGAGCAUAUUUUUAUCGUUCUCAUUGACCACCUAGGCACUUCGUGAACUUAAUUUGCUUGCAUCGACACCCCAGUACAGAUUCGAGCGAAUUAAAGCCCUAUCUGCAACAAUUAGGUGAUUUAGUAAAGCUGAACCGCAUGCUAGCUUUGGCCAAAGCAUGUGAAGCCAAGUUUCAUUGUUGCACGAAGGUACGCGUCUUGUAGAUUACAAAACAAGGCUACGACGUUUUUUUCUUUUUUUUAAGCAAAGCUUUCCUUGGCCUCUUCCUUCGACUUUCCCACUGCUGCUGCUGCUGCUGUGGCUGCUGUCGUGCACACCGCCUCGGGGGGUGGUUCAGAGAGGAAAGGCGACAGAAGAAACUCGUUUUCACCCCACCGCGUCGAAUGUGCACAAUGCCCUCUGAA
Dermacentor andersoni is the source of this 930-nucleotide messenger RNA. RefSeq lists its product as uncharacterized. The record is from RefSeq and is a predicted model, not a curated record. Lineage: Eukaryota; Metazoa; Arthropoda; Arachnida; Ixodida; Ixodidae.